CCGUCAUGCGCUCCCUUGGGCAGAACCCCACCGAGGCUGAGCUUCAAGAUAUGAUCAACGAGGUGGACGCUGACGGUAACGGUACCAUCGACUUCCCCGAGUUCCUUACCAUGAUGGCUCGCAAAAUGAAGGACACGGAUUCCGAGGAGGAGAUCAAGGAGGCCUUCAAGGUCUUCGACAAGGACGGCAACGGUUUUAUCUCCGCCGCCGAGCUGAGGCAUGUCAUGACCAACCUGGGCGAGAAGCUCACGGAAGAGGAAGUCGACGAGAUGAUCAGGGAAGCCGAUGUCGACGGUGACGGUCAAAUCAACUACGAGGAGUUCGUCAAGAUGAUGAUGAGCAAGUAGAUGCAGAAAUGCGAAAGCCUUUUUUUUCAACAUCAUUACAAAAUAUCAUACGAGAAACUUCUUUGAAAUCCCAUUUCGUGGAUUUUUGUACAGUCGCAUGGACUCCCCCCCUUUUACUGCGUUCGUUACGUUCGUUCGAUUUGCGGAUGAGUUUAUGUAGCCCCCGUUCUUUGCCGCGUCUUCAACUUCGGCCCAUUCUGUACUUUACAUCGCAAUUGAGAGUCGUACACGAAGAAAAUGCUUCUCGAUGUGAGUGUUCCUUCAAGAUGCGGGGAUAGGCUGCAUCAGCGGCAUUCAAGGUUUUUGAGCAAAAGAUGAU
This is a messenger RNA of Fimicolochytrium jonesii, 666 nucleotides long. RefSeq lists its product as uncharacterized. Bases 6 to 347 code for a protein of 113 amino acids. The transcript has 2 exons. Lineage: Eukaryota; Fungi; Chytridiomycota; Chytridiomycetes; Spizellomycetales; Powellomycetaceae. The record is from RefSeq and is a predicted model, not a curated record. Gene Ontology annotation, molecular function: enzyme regulator activity; calcium ion binding.